Messenger RNA from Diospyros lotus (date-plum), 1520 nucleotides. Its product is annotated as serine/threonine-protein kinase PBL35-like. The coding region runs from base 23 to 1312 and encodes 429 amino acids. Lineage: Eukaryota; Viridiplantae; Streptophyta; Magnoliopsida; Ericales; Ebenaceae. Gene Ontology annotation, biological process: protein phosphorylation. The transcript has 6 exons. The record is from RefSeq and is a predicted model, not a curated record. Gene Ontology annotation, molecular function: protein kinase activity; ATP binding.
GGCAGUGUGGUGGGGAAGCUCCAUGGAGAAGAAGUGCGGCUGCUGGGCAGCUCUCAGGCGCAGUGUUAGAGGCUCCUGCAAGGCCACCGCUUCCAAAGACUCUGCCAACACCAUCCCAAGAACCGGUCUUGUAUAUGAUGCAGCUACAGAGACGCGGUACCUUAAUGCGAGCAACCGGGAGAUGUGUGCUCCCAAUGAAGCUCAAAACUCAACAGAUAAUCCUGAACCACCGCCAUUAGAAAGCCAAUCUCCUUUCCAGCUGUUCCAGUUUACCUUUCAGGAGCUUAAAUCUGCAACUGGAAAUUUCAGACCAGACAGUAUUCUUGGGGAGGGUGGAUUUGGGUAUGUCUUCAAAGGGUGGAUAGAGGAGAAUGGAACAGCACCAGCAAAACCCGGAUCAGGGGUUACAGUAGCAGUGAAGAGCUUAAAGCCAGAUGGUCUUCAGGGCCAUAGAGAAUGGGUGGCCGAAGUAGACUUCCUCGGACAGCUUCACCAUCCUAAUCUUGUUAAACUUAUUGGGUAUUGCAUCGAAGAUGACCAGAGGCUGCUUGUGUACGAAUUUAUGACACGUGGAAGUCUUGAAAACCAUCUUUUCAGAAGGACCAUACCUCUCCCUUGGUCAAACAGGAUCAAAAUUGCACUUGGUGCUGCUAAAGGCUUGGCAUUUCUCCAUGGAGGCCCCGAACCUGUCAUCUAUAGGGAUUUCAAGACAUCUAACAUUUUGCUUGAUUCAGAAUAUAACGCAAAGCUUUCAGAUUUUGGUCUGGCAAAGGCCGGGCCUCAGGGAGACAAAACUCAUGUUUCCACAAGGGUUGUUGGGACAUAUGGCUAUGCUGCUCCUGAGUAUGUAAUGACAGGACACUUGACUUCUAAGAGCGAUGUUUACAGCUUCGGCGUGGUGCUUCUUGAGAUUUUAACGGGCAGGAGGUCAAUGGACAAGAAACGCCCGAGUGGGGAACAGAACCUUGUCACCUGGGCUCGACCAUAUUUAGCCGACAAGAGAAAGGUCUACCACCUAGUUGAUCCUCGGUUGGAACUGAAUUACUCCCUCAAGGGGGUGCAGAAAGUUGCUCAGCUUGGUUACAACUGCCUCAGCAAAGAUCCAAAAUCGCGCCCUUCAAUGGAUGAAGUUGUGAAGGUUCUCAACCCGUUGCAGGAUCUCAACGACCUUGCCAUACUAUCCUACCACUCCCGGCUAUCUCAACAGGGGCGGCGCAAGAAGAAGCCAGAUGGAGCUCACCAGCUGAGCUACAAACAAUCUAGAAGCAUGCGGGACUCGCCAGUAAACACCAGCAGGCAGCAUUGUAAAUAAUGGGAAGCCAGUUUCUACCUUGAUCAGCUCAACUUACAUUGAAAUGGGUUGUGUGAAGCCAAUAGUUCAUGUUUGUGCUAUAAUUAUUCGGUUGCUUGGGAUUUGACAGAGCCUGAGGCUAAAGUGAGAGACAGUACAUUAUUUUCCAUCGAUCCGAAUGGUGACACUAGAAUUGAUAUCUAACUAUUGAUAUGGAUCCUUCUUUGCA